Molecule: messenger RNA, 1765 nt
Organism: Lineus longissimus
Lineage: Eukaryota; Metazoa; Nemertea; Pilidiophora; Heteronemertea; Lineidae
Product: cytosolic acyl coenzyme A thioester hydrolase-like
Exons: 7
Coding region: 45-1235 (396 amino acids)
Biological process (GO): palmitic acid biosynthetic process; acyl-CoA metabolic process
Cellular component (GO): nucleoplasm; extracellular exosome; cytosol
Source: RefSeq, a predicted model, not a curated record
GCAGACGCCUUGACAUGCUUGAUUGAAACUGUCAAUAAAAUGUCAUGAUUUAUCGACCUCUGUUAGCUUUAUUUAGGUCAACUUUAGUACGAACAACUCUUAAAUAUACACUGACUCGAAACAUGGCGGCAUUGCGUCCUAAAGAAGAAGAUUCGUUGUUGAAAGGAGUCGUUGUUUCCAGGGUGAUGUUACCAGAUGAUGCAAAUAAUGCUGGUAAUGUCCAUGGAGGAGUCAUCCUGAAACUGAUGGAGGAAGCAGGGGUCGUCAUUGCCACAAGAUAUUGCAAUAGGCAAGCUGUGUCAAGUAAAGCAAACCCUGUGAUAGCCGCCCUUGCUAGAGUUGAGAGCAUGGACUUUCUGCUGCCAAUGCAUAUAGGUGAGGUAGCUGAAGUCAUGGCAGAGAUAAGGUACACGGCUAGUCAUUCCUUGGAAGUUAUUGUUGAUGUCUGGGCGGAGGACAUCCUUCAUGGGACCAAGCGUUUCACCAAUAAAGCCACUCUCUGGUAUGUUCCAUUCAAUGUCGAAACAAACAGUGUAGCCGCUGUUCCACCGAUGGAAUAUGAAAGUCCAGAAAUAGAGGAAAGAGGACGACUGGCGUAUGAACGCCAGAAAUUAGAACGGUCGAAGACAACUCCAAGUCUUAUGUCACCUCAUCCUAUCUGUGACAAUCAACAACAAGGGUUCUGGCCUGAACAGCACACGGUGCAAUAUUCCCAGACAACUCUGACCCAUUUGAUCAUGCCAUCAGACUGUGCUGUCCACGGUUACGCAAUGGGUGGCGUCAUCAUGAAGCUGAUGGAUGAGUGUGCUGGCGUUGUGUCGGCCAAACACUGUCAUUCCAAUGUUGUUACUGCCUCAAUUGACACAAUCAACUUCCAUGGGAAAGCGAAGAAAGGAAGUCUCUUGACUGUGAUUGGUCGAGCCACAUUCACAAGUAGUCGAACGGUUGAAGUUGAGGUGAACGUGGAUGUAGAAACGAUCCAGACCUUUGCCAGUCAAACUAAAGAGAGGGCAGUCCAUGCAUACUUUAAUUUUGUUUCAUUGGAUAAACAGAGGAAAACACUGCAAGUUCCGCCGCUAAAGGUGAAAUCACCCGGAGAGCUUCAGAGGUGGGAGGAGGGAAAAGAACGGUAUGAGGUAAAGAAGAGAUCACGAUUGAAAGCCAAGGAAGAGGAGAGAAAGAAAAAAGAAGAAUUGGAGACAAGUAUGUUGACUCCUUUGAUGUCUAAUAUGUAGCUUGGCGAUCUCAAAAGUGAAGACAACGUAUGUCUUAUUGAACUUUAACUUAAUAACAGGGUAAAGUCUGACUGUACUUACUAUGUAUACUGUUAACUGUGAAAAUUUUGGAGCUUUUAAUUUUUUUCGCAAUUUUUUUAUAAUGCAUUGUCGAACAGAAUUUUCAAAAGCUUGAAAAUGUAUAAGUUUAUCCAAAAGUAUUAAAAUUCAGCAAAGAAUGCCCUAUUUAUCGCCAAUUGAAAAUGAGUAAAUGUGCCAACUUUUAAUGUCAGGAAAGUUUCAUGGUUUACAGUAAUUGUGAAAUUAUCUUGUUUACAUGUAGCGUCCUCUAAAGAGGUGUGUUCUCUUAGCCGGGUAGGGUAGUAGGCUUACAUAUCAUUGAAUGUAAAACUAAGAAUUGAUGACAUGUCUUUUCUUAUAUACCAUACCAUGUGCAGUCAUGGAGUCAAGAGUGAAAUCUGUUGCAUUUAAAGUCAUUAGAAAUGAUUAUUUGAUGUAUAAAACCAGCAAUAAACAAUUGUUUUAGCUAA